Molecule: messenger RNA, 789 nt
Organism: Arabidopsis arenosa
Lineage: Eukaryota; Viridiplantae; Streptophyta; Magnoliopsida; Brassicales; Brassicaceae
Source: the annotation of a GenBank genome assembly
GUCUCUCAAGUUCCGUGGCGUCAAAAAUGGCGUCAGGUGAUCGGAAAUCCCCAGAACAAACGAAUCAACCGUUGUCUCCUCCGACGCCGAUUGUGCAGGAAAACGGAACUCCGACGAAGCGUGUGUUGAUCACUUCCCUUUUAGCAGGAGUAAUUGGUGGAGGAGCUGGUUUAGUGUCUAAACACCGGAUAGCUCAUCCGAAUAUUCCGACUGUUUACGCUACUAAUUGUGCUAUUGUCGCUGGUUGCUAUUGCGGAGCUCGUGAAUCUGUGAGAAUAACUCGAAGAUCAGAACAUGAUGAUUUAAUGAACUCAGCUAUUGGAGGACUUUUCAGUGGUGCUUUGCUUGGACGACUUCAAGGAGGUCCUCAGGGUGCGAUUCGCUACUCUCUAGUUUUUGCUGCUGUAGGUACAGCAUUUGAUUAUGCUUCCCUUAAAGCAAAACCAAUGUUAGAGAGCUACCGUAACAUGGAGUCAUUCAAGUUACCUGAAUGGUCUCCUAUUAAAGUCCUCGACGAAGAAGCUUUAGCAAAGAAGAAAGCUCAGGAAGAGAAAAUAUUCCCGGAAAGAGUCCUCGGCAAAUUGAACAAGGAAUAGUCUUGAGUCUUGACCAACUUAGAUUAUUUCUUUUUUGCCCAUAAAGUUCUGAAGUUUGCAUUUUCUUUCUGGGUUUGCUGUUUCGUGAAAGUAAUUCCAGACCUUUUAGAUGAGACUUGAGGAGGAUUUUGUUUUUUUGAGUUUCCUCAGGGUAAAAUUUUUUCUUGAGACAUAAGAAAACAUCUUUGUAUGU